Molecule: messenger RNA, 3392 nt
Organism: Zeugodacus cucurbitae (melon fly)
Lineage: Eukaryota; Metazoa; Arthropoda; Insecta; Diptera; Tephritidae
Gene: Pms2
Product: mismatch repair endonuclease PMS2
Exons: 8
Coding region: 132-2804 (890 amino acids)
Biological process (GO): mismatch repair
Cellular component (GO): MutLalpha complex
Molecular function (GO): ATP binding; ATP hydrolysis activity; mismatched DNA binding
Source: RefSeq, a predicted model, not a curated record
UCAAAUAUUGUUUUGGCGCUUCCGUUCGUUAUUAAGUAUUAGUAUAAAGUAUACAAAAAUUUUAUUUAUAUUUAUUUAGUUUUAUUGUGCAUGUUUAUAUCGUGUUGUAAGUAAUUAUGUAUAUUUAAAAAAUGGCAGAAGAAAUAAUAUAUGAGCCCACGAAAGUCGAGUCUGGUGAAAUUAAAGCUAUUGCCAAGGAUGCAGUACACAGGAUUUGCGCUGGCCAGGUUGUGCUAACUCUGGCGGUAGCUGUGAAAGAGCUUGUCGAAAACUCCAUUGAUGCCGGUGCAUCACUUGUUGAAAUUAAACUCCGGGAACAUGGAUUAGAAUCGUUGGAAGUUAGUGAUAAUGGUACUGGAGUUCGUGAAAAGGAUCUCGAAGCUAUGACCGCCAAAUACCACACAUCAAAAAUCAAGGACUUUGUUGAUUUGCAAAACGUAGAAACGUUUGGAUUUCGAGGGGAAGCACUAAGUUCCCUUUGUGCUUUGUCUGACUUACUUGUAUUAACACGACACGCCUCGCAAGAAGUUGGUGUACGCAUGGAACUCGAUCAUCAAGGUAAAAUUAAAAAGCGUACACUCUGUGCUCGUGGUGUCGGCACUACCGUAACAUUAACAAACUUGUUUGCCACACUACCUGUAAGGCGUCGCGAUUUUACGCGUAACGUCCGAAAAGAGUUCACCAAAAUGUGUCAAAUUUUACAGGCAUAUUGCUUAGUUGCACGAGGUGUACGCAUUAUUUGUACUAAUCAGAAUGCAAAAGGCACUAAAAUGGUUGUUAUGCAAACACACGGAUCUCGGGAUGUUCUGGCAAAUGUCGGCGCAGUUUUCGGCAACCGUCAAGCGUCCGAGCUUUUGCCUUUAAAAUCUAUAUUCGGCGGAGAUCAGGCGUUGACCGAAGAUGGCUUACGUGCAGAAUUGCAGUCAGAAUUGGGUACGGAUGAUAGCAUGCAAAUUACCGCCGAAGAUGUGGCUCAAUUGAAUGCUAACAAUUUCAAGCUGGAAGGAUACGUAUCCAGUUGUAAUCACGGUGCCGGUCGAUCGUCCAAAGAUCGGCAGUACUUUUAUAUAAACUCGAGGCCAUGUGAUCCAAAAAGUAUAUCAAAAAUUGUUAAUGAGACUUAUCACCGUUAUAAUAGUCAUCAAUAUCCAUUUAUAUUUUUAAACAUCGUCAUUUCACGGUCGGACGUGGAUGUAAAUCUAACUCCAGAUAAACGGCAGUUAUUGAUUCAUAAUGAAAAAAUCCUAUUAAUAGCAAUCAAAAAGGCAAUGUUGAGCACCUACGGAAACUUACCUUCAACAUACAAACUUCAAAACUCAACAAUAGUUAGCAUGUGUGGAAAUAACAAAGAUAAUGGACAAAAUGAAGAUGUUAAAGAAAAAGAGGCCAGUGAAGAUACAACGGAAAAUACGCCAAUUAGUAGUUCACAACGAUUUAUGGACGUUUUGUCACAGUGGAAGAAAACUGGCGACACAGUAGGCAUAGCUCCACAGGUAUCUCAAAAGCGGAAAUAUCCAGAUGAAGUAGAAGUGCGUACCUUAAAGUUGAAAAAAAUACAUGAAUAUUUAAAUAGAGAAAAUACAAAAGAUUGUGAUAUGCCUAAAGAGUUCAAAGUGCAGUCUGAGAGUGACGAUGACGAAGCUAACCAAACAGCUAAGCCCAAUAUUCCAAAUGUUGUAAUGAAGGAAAAGAGUGCUUUAGACAAUAGUGUACUAGAUUUACAAGGACUAAGUAAAGAAUCUAUGGAAUUUGACUCAUUGACUGAGAAAACCUUAGAGCGUCCAGAUCGCGAAGUUCUAUCUGUAAAGCCGGAAUCAAUUUCGCACCUCGUCGAAAACGGCUGGUCAAAAGUUGAUAAUGUGGUGAAUUCAGAAAAUGAAAAUAGUGAAGGGGAAUGUGAAGAUGAUUCUGAGAAGUGUUCGCAAAUACCCGCACCAGCAGCUGUAAUAUUAGAUGAUAGUCAAAUAGAUGCUGAAUUUACUAGCAAGUUCUACUCUACUGGAAUCAUGCGCAUUACACUCUCAGAAAUCGAGCGAAACAUCAAGGCGGAGGAAAAGUUAAAGACUGAAAUUAAGCAGUCGAAUAGAGUCAAGCUAGAGCGCUUGCGUUUCAAAAGUGAAAUCAAUCCCAGCCAAAAUCUAAAGGCAGAGGAGGAAUUGGAGCGUGAAAUUAGCAAGGAUACUUUUGCCAAAAUGGAAAUUUUGGGUCAAUUUAAUCUAGGUUUCAUAAUUGUGAAAUUGGAUACUGAUCUUUUUAUCAUCGAUCAACAUGCCACUGACGAGAAAUAUAACUUUGAGAUGUUGCAACGAACAACCGUUAUGCAAUCACAACCAUUGGCUGUACCUCAGCCACUCGAACUGACGGCGGCCAAUGAGAUGCUGUUGCUAGAUCACCUGUCGGUGUUUGAGAAAAACGGCUUCAAGUUUGAAAUAAAUGAAAACGCAACGCCCACUAAAAGAGUUAAAUUACUGUGUAAGCCCUCUAGCCAGCGCUGGGAGUUUGGCAAAGAGGAUAUCGACGAAUUGCUCUUCAUGCUACAAGAUGCUCCCGCCGGAAGUGUGUGUCGACCAUCACGGAUACGUGAUAUGUUCGCAUCGCGAGCCUGUCGCAAAUCGGUAAUGAUCGGUACGGCAUUAAAACAUGCCACUAUGAAGAAACUAGUCACGCAUAUGGGAGAGAUUGAACAACCUUGGGACUUAAAUAAGCUUGAGCUUAAAUUAUUUGCCCUCGUGUAUAUUCGAUUUAAAACCAUUAGCCACCAAUUGUAUAACUUUCGAGGGGUCUCGUCCUUUCGUUUCUGGUAGAUACCGUUUGGUCAGUAUGAAGAGCAAACCGCAGACCAAAGAGAAAGGUAUGAACACCAAUGAGCCCCACGCUUCUUGUAGUGUUGGAAAGAGCAUGCCCACUGCGAAAUUACAUGCCCAAGAGGAAACACUUCCGAGAGACAUGGCAGCUGGUCGCGGGGCCACUUCGAAGAGUUCUGUGGGAAAUCAAAUUAAGUAAGGAGGCAUAUGGUUUAUAUAAUGCAUAAUUGCUUACCAGAUCCAAUGAAAAAUGGUAUGGGUCCCAAACCAAACUGGAAGAAGAAAAUGUAUAGAAAUAUGCAAGCGAUGCAGCCCAUUGCGAACCAGGGCACAUAGUCCUGUAACGAAAAUUUAUAAUUAGUAAUUGAAUAGAAAUUAAAUUGAGCAGGAAGAUAUAGUACUCACAAUAUAGUAGAGCAAUAUUGCAAACGCCAUCAAAGAAAGUCCACUAAAAAACGUUGAGAAUAGAAACAGUGGGCGCCGAUUGAAGCGGCCCAUUAGAUACGGUCCAAUUACUGAUAUAGCCAAAUUGAGGCUACCAGCGCCCAAAUUAGCCCACUCGGCAGCUGUUGCAGAUAACCCAGCUUU